AUGCGUUUCACCGGCCUCAACUCCGCCGCCGCUGCCACCCCGGCGAACUCCCUCCUGCUCCUCCUCCUCCUCCUCGCCGCCGCCGCCACGCCCCUCUCCCACGCCGCCAGCAUCGGCGCCAACGCCAACUCCAACUCCAACUCCAACGCCAACUCCAACUCCCCCUCGCCCUCCGGCUCCGGCUCCUCCACCGUCUCCUCCGGCGGCAACGGCGGCGGCUACUCCUCCUCCGCCGCCAUGGCGGUAGCACCAGCAGCAGCACCAUCAGCAUCAGCACCGGCACCACCAGCAGCAGCAGGACCGAAACACGGCGGCCACAGCCUCCUCCUCUCCGCCCGCGGCGGCGGCGGCGGCAACGGCCACUUCUACGUCAAGUGCCGCGACGACUGCGCCCCGGACACGUGCUACAUGGGGGCCCAGUGCGUCAGCGGGCGGUACAAGCACACGAACCGCCCGGAGAUGGCCAUGUGCGUCACGAACCAUAGCUGCCGCUGCACCGACGAGGAGUGGGUUUGA
Molecule: messenger RNA, 516 nt
Organism: Purpureocillium lilacinum
Lineage: Eukaryota; Fungi; Ascomycota; Sordariomycetes; Hypocreales; Ophiocordycipitaceae
Source: RefSeq, a predicted model, not a curated record